Messenger RNA from Balearica regulorum gibbericeps (East African grey crowned-crane), 620 nucleotides. The record is from RefSeq and is a predicted model, not a curated record. Lineage: Eukaryota; Metazoa; Chordata; Aves; Gruiformes; Gruidae.
UUGAGCUGACUGAAAAACACACAGCAAUCAGGACUUUAUGAGUAUAAAAUCUUCGGUGGUCUUGCUGACUGUCCCCCAAAACUGUGUGCAGAUGUCUAUAUGGAUUUAGAUUUCAGAAAACAAUGGGAUCAGUAUGUUAAAGAACUAUAUGAGAAAACGUAUGAUGGUGAAAAAGUAAUCUACUGGGAAGUGAAGUACCCUUUUCCUCUCUCAAACAGAGAUUAUGUCUAUAUUCGUGAAUGUCGAGAGAUGGAUGUCGAUGGGCGGAAAAUCUGGGUUGUGUUAGCUCAAAGUGUGUCUGUUCCUCAGUGCCCUGAAAAGCCUGGUAUUAUCAGAGUUAAAAGCUAUAAACAAAGUCUGGCAAUUGAAAGUGAUGGCAAGACUGGAUCUAAAGUCUAUAUGUACUAUUUUGAUAAUCCUGGUGGCAUGAUUCCAUCAUGGCUGGUCAAUUGGGCUGCCAAGAGUGGUGUGCCUACUUUCUUGAAGGACAUGCAAAAAGCUUGCCGUAAUUAUUCUAAGAGCACAUAGGUCAAAAUUGAUCUGAAUUGUUUAAUUCCUAGAGCUCUGCACUUACAGGAGUGGCUAUUAUAUAUUACACUGGAUAAAAUCUACCUCUAAUA